AUGCAGCCAGAAGGAGAAGCGGCCCAGAAAAAAUAUGAUCGCGAAGAUGAAGCAUAUUUCUCAUAUUACUCCAUGCUCACGCAUCAGGCACAAAUGCUGCAGGACUCUGUUCGGACGUCAGCAUACCAAAUGAGCAUCAUGCAGCAUGCGAAUCCCUUUUUUAUGAACAAGAUUGUGAUGGAUGUGGGCGCGGGAAAUGGAAUUCUCUCACUCUUUGCGAUCCAAGCUGGUGCGCGCCUUGUGUAUGCUGUCGAAGCCUCGAAUGUGGCUGAGAACCUGCGCCACUUGGUCAGGGCAGCGCGUGAGGAAGACGAGGAAGGCGUGACUGAUAAACAAGACGACAUCAACGAGAAAAAUGAGUCCAGUGAGUAUGGAGCGAAUGCCUGGAUUCGUCAUAAGCUUGCUGUGGUGCACUCCCGUGUAGAAGAUUUGACGCCCAGCAAGCUUGUCGAAUGUACUCCAGCCAAUGCAGAUGUGGACGAAUUUGUGCGUGUGGAUACCAUUGUGUCAGAAUGUCUGGGCGUUCUUCUCGUCCAUGAGCGUAUGUGUGAAACGUUCCUCGAGGCACGCGAUCGCUUCCUCCGUCCUGAUGGUGCUAUGUUUCCUCGCGUCGGUAUCCUGUGUUUCUCACUGCUGAACGACCCACGUAUGUGGCAAGAAGUUCGCGCGCGCGGCGAAUGGUGGAACACAGACAACUUUUAUGGUGUAGAUCUCACACCGUUCGUCAAAGCUGCGCGUGCCGAGGCCUAUUCAAGUCCUGUCGUGGGAUGUUUCUCACCCACCCACAUUAUUGGUACAACUCCAGACGGCGCCAAUGCUGACAGCGCGGUGUGUCGAUACAUGAUUGAUUUCAGCACAAUCAGUCAAAAUGAGUUGCGUGAGUUUCACGUGCCACUUGGCUUCGACUGCGUUGACGAGGCUGUCGUGGUGCAUGGUCUGGGUGCCUGGUUUGACUUGAACUUCCUUCAGUCGGAUGAACACGCCUUGGUGUCGGACUCCAUUUCGACCUACAUGACAACGAGUCCCUUUGCUCCCCCGACACAUUGGGCGCAAGUGCGCCUGUACUUCCCCGAGCCACUCGCUCUGAAUGCGGGCCAAAAGGUGUUUGGCACAUUGCACUUUUGUGUGAAUGCGAGCCGAUCCUACGAUAUUACGGCAGAUGUGUACGUGCCCUACGAUGAUGAUGCUGGUCCGGAAAAGGCAUUGUAUCGUCGCCGUGCUUUCUGGAAACUCGAUAAACAGACAUACUCCUGGGAAACAUUGUAA
Malassezia globosa CBS 7966 is the source of this 1266-nucleotide messenger RNA. RefSeq lists its product as uncharacterized. NCBI's taxonomy places the organism in Eukaryota, Fungi, Basidiomycota, Malasseziomycetes, Malasseziales, Malasseziaceae. The transcript has a single exon. The coding region runs from base 1 to 1266 and encodes 421 amino acids. The record is from RefSeq and is a predicted model, not a curated record. Gene Ontology annotation, biological process: peptidyl-arginine methylation. Gene Ontology annotation, molecular function: protein-arginine N-methyltransferase activity.